Messenger RNA from Nomascus leucogenys (northern white-cheeked gibbon), 2532 nucleotides. RefSeq names its product coiled-coil domain containing 92 (gene CCDC92). The record is from RefSeq and is a predicted model, not a curated record. The transcript is spliced from 6 exons. The coding region runs from base 1268 to 2263 and encodes 331 amino acids. Lineage: Eukaryota; Metazoa; Chordata; Mammalia; Primates; Hylobatidae. Gene Ontology annotation, cellular component: centriole.
CGGGCCCCCACCGCCGCCCGCCGGGAGGACCGAGCCUAAGAGGGCAGCCGCCUGAAGGAACGCGACGGCGGCGCCCGCAGCCAACAGAAUCCUGGAUUUGAGGCUGUCCUUUGAAAGCACCUCUGCUAGAGUUCCCACUUCCAAACCCCUUUCAGCUCUUCAGGAUUCAGCCUCCAGGUGAGGUGCUGGAAUUGAUGCCAGAGUGAAUGACUCCGGAUUGCUGAGUCGAAGGAAAAGGUAGCCGCUACUGACAGCUCGCAGGCGCUCCUGGGAUUUUCCUUCCUUUGACGCUGAGGCUGUUCCACUUUCAAGCGUUCUGCUUUGUGAGGGAAGGGCAAGGUCAGAAGGUGCUCGCCGUUUCCACAGCAAGCACGUGGCACACGCGUGCCACACGCUGAACCUGCCUUGGUCGUAGCUGGCUCCUUUGUUAAGGUCAGCGCCCCCCAAGACCACGUGCUGUGCAGACAAUGUUGGGAUCUCGAGAACUGUGGGGUUCCCCUUAGAAACUAGUGUCUGGCCCAGCAGCCUACACAGGAGAGUUUGCGGUUACAGCACAGAGACGGUUUCGGGGACAGAAACAUCCUUUCUCACUCCUGCCAGAAGGCUGCUCACAGCUCCACUGAGAAAAGCCCUGCUUGAUGGAAACUCAACUCUGCCAUCGUCUGCACCCCAGUGCAACGGCAGUCAAAGGCCAAGGAGAGCUAUGCUUUGUUUUAUAGAAACGUGCCUAGAAAUGGUCGCCUUAAGUUAUUUAACCCACUCCCUGUUGUCGGGUUUUGAGUUUGUUUCUAGUCUCUUCCACCCGCAAACUGCACUGUAGUGACCAUUCUCACAGCUACCUCUUUUCACACAAAAGUAAUAAUUUCCCUUUGGUAGAUUUCUAAAAACAAAUUGCUAGUUCAGAGAGACGACCAAUUCCAAGGCUUCUGAUCAGCUUUGCCCAGUCACUGCCCGUGGUGAGGCGCCCCCGAGACUGUACUUGCCAUGUCCUGGGGCCACUGCCCUCUCCUGCCAGUUUUUGUCCCCAACUGAAAGGGCCUCUUGUUUCUCUUUUUCUUGGUCCUUUUUAGGAUGUGUCAUUGUUCACUCCCCUUCGUGAGCUCCGUCGUGUUUUAUUUCCUUCUCUGCGUUCUCAGGUUGCCCUUGGAGUGGAGUCUGUGGCUUUCCACCUGAUCAGCGCCCGGGAAGUGUUUUCGUGUGAUGAAAGUUAUUUUUCAGUGCUGUACAAGCGUCUUGAAUUACUCUGGUAGCUUUUCCAGAAAGACCCAUGACUUCACCACAUUUCUCGAGUUACGAUGAAGGUCCCCUGGAUGUCAGCAUGGCAGCCACAAACCUGGAGAACCAGCUGCACAGCGCACAGAAGAAUCUCCUGUUCCUUCAGCGGGAGCAUGCCAGCACGCUCAAGGGGCUGCACUCCGAGAUCAGGCGGCUGCAGCAGCACUGCACAGAUUUAACAUAUGAGCUGACAGUCAAAAGUUCGGAACAGACAGGAGACGGGACUUCUAGAAGCAGUGAAUUAAAGAAAAGAUGUGAAGAGCUGGAAGCCCAACUGAAAGUGAAAGAGAACGAAAAUGCUGAGUUGUUGAAAGAACUGGAGCAGAAAAACGCGAUGAUCACAGUGCUGGAGAACACCAUCAAGGAGCGGGAGAAGAAGUACCUGGAGGAGCUGAAGGCCAAGAGUCACAAGCUGACCCUGCUGUCUAGCGAGCUGGAGCAGCGGGCCAGCACCAUCGCCUACCUGACCUCCCAGCUGCACGCCGCCAAGAAGAAGCUCAUGAGCUCCAGUGGGACCUCAGAUGCCAGCCCGUCAGGGAGCCCCGUGCUGGCCAGCUACAAGCCAGCGCCCCCCAAAGACAAGCUACCUGAAACGCCUCGCCGCCGCAUGAAAAAGAGCCUCUCGGCCCCCUUGCACCCGGAAUUUGAAGAGGUCUACAGAUUCGGGGCAGAGAGCAGGAAACUCCUUUUGCGGGAACCAGUGGAUGCUAUGCCAGACCCCACCCCAUUUCUGCUGGCUAGGGAGUCCGCCGAGGUCCACCUCAUCAAAGAGAGGCCCCUCGUCAUCCCCCCCAUUGCCUCCGACCGAAGCAGCGAGCAGCACAGCCCGGCCCGCGAAAAGCCGCACAAGGCCCACGUCGGGGUGGCGCAUCGGAUCCACCAUGCCACCCCGCCGCAGGCCCAGCCCGAGGUGAAGACCCUGGCGGUCGACCAGGUGAACGGAGGCAAGGUGGUGAGGAAGCACUCAGGGACGGACAGAACUGUGUGAAGCCCGCUGGGCCCCACCCCGCGCUGUCCAUGCACUGUGAGCACCACUAGGAAAUCUCAGCCACACCUUUUCUGUUUAAUUCCCAUGCAUGCCAAACACUUUUCACACCUACCGACCAAUUCUCCUUCUGCUUCUCUUGCCCUCUUCUUCACACCAAAAUAUGAUCGUGUCCCUGCUGCAGAAUAUGUAUUUCCUAAUUGCUGUGGCCAAACGCCUGUGUGCCGAAUCGCUUGCUUCUGAUCCCGCUCCGUGUAACCUAAGUGCGCCGC